AUGGGAUUGGACGCGAUCCAACUCGGGAUUGAGUACUCGGAGCAUGAAGAUGAGAUUAAGAUGUUACGGCAAAAAAUUGGUCAACAAGCAGGAGAAUUAGAUAUUUACGUUAACAAACUCCGAGAAUUAGAUCGACUUAUAAAGGAUUUGGAGGAAUCAAUUACAUCAACUCGAGAACGAUCCGCCAGGGAGAUGCGAGAGACCAUCGAGUUGACCACCAAUACAACUGCCGGACUUGUCGAAAAAGUAACAAUGAUGAAAAAUAGGAUUCGUGAUAAAAGCAAUAUACUCAAGCAACAUCAGCAACUGUUGACGAGAUUGCAAAAUCAAGUGGAAAUGGAAAAACAAUCGGCAAGAUUAUUGGCUAACUAUAAAACAAUGUUUGCCGCGUGUAUGAUAUCAGUACUCGUUUGGUUAAUUUUCAAAUGGCAGGCAACGAAUGUGUAA
This is a messenger RNA of Ambispora gerdemannii, 447 nucleotides long. NCBI's taxonomy places the organism in Eukaryota, Fungi, Glomeromycota, Glomeromycetes, Archaeosporales, Ambisporaceae. The record is from the annotation of a GenBank genome assembly.